AUGGAAAUUGCUCUAAAGAUUACUGAAAAGAUAAAAGCAAAUGAAAGAUUUGCAGUGUAUGUUGUUAUUCCCAUGUGGCCAGAAGGAGUUCCGACAGGGGCUGCCACGCAAAGGAUUCUAUUUUGGCAGAAUAAAACAAUGCAAAUGAUGUAUGAGACCAUUUCCAAGGCUUUGGUUGAAGCUGGGCUUGAAGCAGCAUUUUCUCCACAAGAUUAUUUGAACUUUUUUUGUCUUGGUAAUCGAGAGGUCAUCAAUUUGUAUGAUAAUGUUGGUGUGACUGGAGUUCCUCCCCCAGCAAAUAGUCCUCAACUGGCUAGCCGAAAUAGCCAACGUUUCAUGAUUUACGUUCAUUCCAAAGGCAUGAUAGUUGAUGAUGAAUAUGUGAUAUUGGGGUCUGCAAAUAUCAACCAGCGCUCCAUGGAAGGAACAAGGGACAGUGAGAUUGCAAUGGGAGCCUAUCAACCUCAUCAUACAUGGGCAAAAGCACAAUCUUAUCCACACGGACAAAUCCAUGGAUAUAGGAUGUCACUUUGGGCAGAACAUACGGGAACGCUUGAGGACUGCUUCUUGCAACCUGAGAGUCUUGAAUGUGUAAGAAGGAUUAGAGCAAUGGGGGAAAUGAACUGGAAUCAGUUUUCAGCAAAUGAAAAAACAGAGAUGAAAGGGCAUCUACUGAAAUAUCCUGUAGAUGUUGAUAGAAAGGGCAAGGUUAGACCCCUUCCGGACCAGGAAGAGUUCCCAGAUGUGGGAGGAAAAAUAGUUGGAUCUUUUCUUGCCAUGAAAGAGAAUCUAACUAUUUGA
This is a messenger RNA of Sphenostylis stenocarpa, 801 nucleotides long. The record is from the annotation of a GenBank genome assembly. NCBI's taxonomy places the organism in Eukaryota, Viridiplantae, Streptophyta, Magnoliopsida, Fabales, Fabaceae.